UCGUCCGAUCCAUUCACCUUUAAAAGCAAUAAAAGCAGCAAUGGCAGUAGCCAAACACAUACAAGUCGUAGUGACCCGUCACAUCGGAGGUCUAACCCUGACUUAGAGCUAGGAGACGACUAGGCUAUAAACGGCCAGGAAUGAAUGCUGCCGAAUUGGCCAUGUGGAAGUGGGUCAAUGUUGAAAACUUGGAUAAUUUUCUAACCAGGGUAUACGAUUACUAUGUUGGCAAGGGCAUUUAUACGAUUCUACUCGAAAGGUGCUUGAACCUAUUAACGUUUGCAUUUGUUAUUGGAUUCGCGACAUUCUUGAUUGGCUGUGUUGACUAUCCCAAGCUGCGACACUCAAAAAACAUGGACCAGAUCUUAAUAUCCCAAUGUUUUCAUCAGUUGCCGACGGGAACUUUUAUCCUGCUGUUACUCUUCGCCGCGUUUUGGGUGGGUCAGCUGACGAGGCUCAUAUAUGAUAUUCCAGAGAUGGUCGACAUGUGUAAUUUUUACACUUAUCUUCUCAUGAUCCCUGAUGCAGACAUACAAACUGUAUCAUGGCAUGAGGUCGUCAAUCGAAUUAUCAAAAUUCGUGACGACAAUCCCAAUACUACUACAGCAGCCACUAUUCAGACAACUGAUCGACAGCGCAUGAAUGCUCACGACAUUGCAAAUAGAAUUAUGCGCAAGGAGAACUACAUGGUUGCUAUAUUUAAUAAGGAGCUCAUUAAUUUGUCCCCCCCUGUGCCAUUACUCCGUAAUCGCACGAUCCUGACGCGUAUUCUAGAAUGGAGCCUGAGUUUUUGUAUUUUGGGAUAUGUUUUUGACGAACGUGGUCAAGUCCGGAAACGCUUUCUAAAGGAUACUCGACGGGGGGAGCUGGCUGACGGACUCCGGAGGCGGUUUCAAUUCAUGGGUCUUGCUACUAUUCUAUUUUCUCCCUUCAUAUCGAUUUACCUUAUGUUGUACUUCUUCUUCCGUUACUUUGAGGAGUAUCACAAGAACCCAAGCUCAAUUGGCACUAGACAGUAUACUCCACUGGCAAAAUGGAAAUUCAAAGAGUUUAAUGAAUUACCACAUCUAUUUGAGGCUAGAAUCAAUGCUAGCUAUCCAUUGGCAAUGAAAUACAUCAACCAGUUCCCAAAAGAAAAAACGAUUUUGGUUUGCAGAUUCGUUGCCUUCAUUUCGGGCUCCUUUGCAGCAGUCUUGGCGCUUUUCACCCUGUUCGAUCAAGAUCUCCUACUUGGCUUUGAGAUCACUCCAGAAAAAACAGUAUUCUUCUAUCUUGGACUUUUUGGUACGAUGAUGGCAGUCAGUCGAGGCAUGAUCCCUGAUCAAACAGAGAGCUUUGAUCCGGAAUUACUCCUCCGUGGCGUGGUUGAACACACGCAUUAUAUGCCAAAUGAAUGGCGGGAUAAACUUCACACUGAUGAGGUCCGGAAAGAGUUCGCUUUGCUGUUCGAGUACAAUGUAGUACUAUUCUUGAUGGAAUUCAUGAGCCUUGUCUUGACUCCGUUGAUCCUCGGCUUCAGUUUACCAGGUUGUAGCGAGAAGAUCGUUGAUUUUUUCCGUGAGUUCACGGUCCAUGUUGAUGGUGUAGGGUAUGUCUGCAGCUUUGCCGUGUUUGAUUUUAAAAGGCAUGGCAACGUUAAGUAUGGAGCACCUGCUGAUUUCAAAAGAGAUGAGCGAUUUAUCUCUAACGAAGGAAAGAUGGAAAAGUCGUUCCUGAAUUUCAAACAAAAUAAUCCUGAUUGGGAACCAAAUAAUCCUGAAGGAUCGAUGUACUUAUCAAAGCUAGUAGAGUCAGAGGCGGUCCCUGCUCGGAGUCGGCGUCCACAUAACAACCACCACCACCGCGCAAGCGAUCACAUGCAACCACCAUUUUCGUUCGGGCAGAAUUCGACAUUCCUGAGGCAUAGAGGCCCUGCAGUAGGGGGAAAUUCACUUUACUACCAAGGCAGAAACCUCUAUCAUGACCAAAAUAGGAACCAAUUCGACGGUGCUGCCCGUACAAGGGAUGAUGGUAGAAGCGAAGAUGAUAUGGACAGCGAAAACGAUAUCGAUAAAGCGCGAAAAGGUAGUGGACAAGUCCCUCCUUCUACGCAGCAGGGUCGUGAACAACGGAAGCGUCAGUUUAGAAGAGAUACUGGGAUCGAAUCUACAGCAUUUGAUUUAGAUGACCGGCACGGAGAUCAGCUGUCCUCAAACUCCGGAUUCCCUACAAACCUUGGCGAUUCGUUCGUAUCAGAGAUUGGACAGUCCACUGGCCGUACUAGAACAGGAUCUGGAAGAAUAGGAAAUCGUGGGGACGAACGAGGAGAGAAAGGAAAGGGCCAUAAGGAUGAUGAUAUGUCUGACGUAGAGAAUGAGCGUGAGUCACAAAAGAAGGGAGUGUUUGGUCUGUUGAACCAAAUUUACGAAAUGAACAAUGUGACAAUGUAAUUCUGAUAAGAGGAAGCCUUCACAGUGAAAGUUUAUGCGAGGUUAUCCUAGGUGAGAAUGAAGCCUAAAAGGCUUCUAAAAAAGGGGAGGUACUGAGAUAGUUGUUGUAAAUGAAAUGGGGAUGAAUCAAGUAAGGUAGCGGGGAAUAAUUUCUUGUUAAAAGUGGGAUUGCGAACAGCUCUUUCUAUCAAAUAAACUGUGUUAUAAAACUGUACUUAG
Molecule: messenger RNA, 2648 nt
Organism: Lobosporangium transversale
Lineage: Eukaryota; Fungi; Mortierellomycota; Mortierellomycetes; Mortierellales; Mortierellaceae
Product: autophagy protein Apg9-domain-containing protein
Exons: 12
Coding region: 141-2429 (762 amino acids)
Biological process (GO): protein localization to phagophore assembly site; autophagy of mitochondrion
Cellular component (GO): autophagosome; phagophore assembly site
Source: RefSeq, a predicted model, not a curated record